AAUGGCGAGUAAACUGUUUAUUCGCAAGGCGCAGGUACACGUGCCGGACACGUGUGCUUGGUGUGAUAGUGUACAGGACGUGAACUGGUACUGUAAUGACUGUCAGGAGGCUUUGUGUGACCGCUGUAAGGAGGGUCAUAAACGAGGAAAGAAGACAAGGAAUGACGACGUUGUUCCGAUAAAGCAGGCUAACAAAACCGGUCAGGUGGUACUACCAGAGGUUUGUAAGUUACACCCCGGUAAAACAUGCGAUCUGUUCUGUACAGAGUGUAACGUCGCCAUCUGUUCAAUGUGUUUUACACAGAAACAUAAACAGCAUGCAUUCAAACAUUUUGAAGAAGAAGUGGACUUACAGAAAAAGUACAUGCGUGACCAAUUAGAAACAUUCAAGUCCAAGUUAGACCAGUUCAGUGAGAAGAUAUCAAACCGUCACAAAGCAAGUCAAAUCACUCAAAGAAAGUGUCGAUAUCGUUCAAAAAGAUGUCAAAGAACAUGGAUCAAAAUUGAAGGCAGCGAUAGAUUCUAUCGUCACCUCAGUCUUGGCCGAAUUAUCAUCUUUUUUAGAGGAAGAAGACAAACUCCUAAAACAAGACUGUCUACCUGAUGAGAACAAAGUGACAGAAAUAAAACAGUUGAUCAGAGAAUUAGAGCAGCAGUCAGAAAAUCCAUCCGGUGAAGCAUUGUUUGAGCUGAUGGGAAAGCUACGGGCAUCUGUACCGCUGUAUGAUGUUACCGAGGACAGUGUAUUACCAUGUCCACUUAGCUUUGUAACCGGUCGACUUAACACAGAACAGCUGCGUUUGAUGAUCGGACAUGUUAAGAAAUCAGCUUAUUAUGCAAAAAAGGAAGUAAAUAGUCAACAUGUCCGAACUCUUUCUGCAUUCCAUGUCACUCAAAAAUGCUCCAUCACAUCAAUAUGUUGUACCGACGACACCCGUGCCUGGAUAUCAGCAUUUGGAUCUAAAAAUAUAAUCCAAGUUGAUAAUAAGGGGAAUGUCACAGAGACCGUUAAGCUGGAUUUUGAACCGCGGAGUCUGGCUUUCACAUACACUACAAAUCUACUUAUGACACGUCGGGAUGCUUCACCCCUAAUACACAACCUGACCAAGGACAAGCAAGUAAGGGUAUUUGCUGACAUCAGUCCAUUAAUUGCCUGGAAUAUAAGUGUCAACGAAAAUGAAGUGUUUGUGAGUACUGACGAGGCCACUAUAUUGGUGCUGAAUAUGUCCGGGAAGAAUGUCAGACAACUAUCUGUUGGUCAGAGCGGAAACCGUUUCGUAUGUUUGACAGGAGGGUAUAUUGCGGCUAUUACUGGUGGUAUUUAUAGGAACGAACUUAUUAUCACCAACCAAUUAGGUGAGGUCAUCCACACGUGGAGUGGAGAACUGGAGAAUGGUCAGAAGCUGUCACUGACAAAACAGAAUACUAUAGCUUGUGAUAGAUAUGACCGAGUAUUUGUACCGGACAUCGACACCAACCAGGUGUACGUCAUCUCUACAGGAAGUGAGAAACAAGCCAAGUCUGUCCUGGACAAGGAGCAUGGCGUUGACUCUCCGGCCGGUGUGUGUGUAGACAAGUGUGGACAUAUUUGGAUCGGCUGUGUUAGUGGCAGAGUUCAUGUGGUACAUCUGUAACCCAAAAACAGCCAUUGACAGAAAACCUUUCAUUACUAUCCGGGAUCCUGAAAAUAUUAACGUGCACACUUUUUAACACUGAAAUUUAUGACAUCCGCAUGUGGGUUAAUGUUCCAUUUAUAAUUGAACAGACAAAAAAAUCAUUAUGUUUUCAAAUAGAUACAUUCUUUGAUAAUUACCUUCCUCAGUUCUGUAUGUUUCAUAACUGGAUUGCAAUGUUCUGUGUCCAACGUCCUUAUCUGAAUGUUUUCUUCUGUCCUCGUGUUCUCUCGUGGUCACGAGACCGGCACGAAAAACUACGUUAACAAUUAGUUGGUCAUUAUAGCAAGAGCACCCCAUUAACAUAUUUAAUGGAGAAAGUGCUGUACAUUCGUAUAUUUCAUGUACAGUUAUUCAACGGCGGUAGGAAUUGGCAUUAAUUGACGGAGUGCCAAUAUAUUUACUACUUUUAAAAUAAAUUUGACGAUGUUUGACAUUACCGUAAGAACGUACAUCACUUUUCGGUGUUUACAUACAAAUACCUCCAUGCUCUUAUCUAUUUCAUAAGCAUUGAUUUUGGGUAAUGGGGGUAAUUGGGUGAUCUAGGACGAUUUAUGGAGCAAGUGUUAAUGUCCCUGCCUCAUUGUUUGGAAAUCGGAUUAAAGUAUCGAAGUCAGAAUAAAGAAACGAGCAAAAGUUGA
This is a messenger RNA of Pecten maximus, 2314 nucleotides long. Its product is annotated as tripartite motif-containing protein 45-like. The transcript has a single exon. Gene Ontology annotation, molecular function: zinc ion binding. Bases 2 to 604 code for a protein of 200 amino acids. The record is from RefSeq and is a predicted model, not a curated record. Lineage: Eukaryota; Metazoa; Mollusca; Bivalvia; Pectinida; Pectinidae.